Messenger RNA from Leopardus geoffroyi (Geoffroy's cat), 4759 nucleotides. It is a transcript of the gene POU2AF3, whose product is annotated as colorectal cancer associated 2. The record is from RefSeq and is a predicted model, not a curated record. Gene Ontology annotation, cellular component: cytoplasm. NCBI's taxonomy places the organism in Eukaryota, Metazoa, Chordata, Mammalia, Carnivora, Felidae. Bases 3800 to 4462 code for a protein of 220 amino acids. The transcript has 5 exons. Gene Ontology annotation, molecular function: DNA binding; POU domain binding.
CGAGGGAGACCAGGCCGGAGAAAAAGACGGGAGGGGGUUAGUGCCCAGGGCCUGGGCCCUUUACUGAGGUCGGUGGAGCAGGUCCCUCAGCAGCCCGAGGACAGCUCUCUCCACCACCCCAGCCCCCCGCCCCCUGCCCGCCGCUCAUCCCGGGGCUGGCUUCCAGACCAAGGGCACGAGGGGUCGGGGCCUCCCCAGAAGCCGCGUUUGGCCUGAUGGAGAAGAUAGGGACUCAGAGCUUCCGCACAGCAUCACAGUGGAGUGGGCUGGGUCCCCGGCUCCAGAUCAGAGCAGCCGUCCCUGCUCUGGCCAUCGGGCCCCUCCCAGGCCCGCAAUACUCUCUCCCGGGCGGCAGGCUGGGCCCAGAGCCCGAGGUCCCCCUAUUUUAGCCCAGGUGGUGAGCUUCCCUAGACUGCUGUCCGCAUUCCUGAGCAGAAACACCUGUGUGCUACUGGCCUAGGGAUAGGGCCCAGCCUGGAGUGGGUGGCCCCACAGAUUCCCAUAGAUUCUGUUUCCACUGGGGACCCCGAAACCUGCCUAGCUCCUCCUCAUCCUCUCAGAUCGGAGACUUUUGGGGUCCCUUCCCACCUGUCUUGUAGCAUUCUCUUUGCAUUCUUGGAAACUAGAAACCUGGCCUCGGGUGUCAUAGUCUAUAAGAGGACCCCCUGCCCCCGACCUCUGUCUACACCCAAACCUCACAUUUGACCACUGACUCAGUCGCCUUUCCCCAGAAAAACCGAAGGUGUAUCAAGGUGUCCGGGUGAAGAUAACGGUGAAGGAGUUGCUGCAGCAGAGAAGGGCGCACCAGGCAGCCUCCGGGGGAACCCUUCUUCCCAGCUCAGCACAGGAAGCCACAACACACAGCUGGGGCAUGUCGUGGGGCUCAGGAUUUCAGGGGAGCCCAUCCCUCACUGACCACAGUUGAAUACAAAGGGCUUGUUGACCUGGUGCAGGGACAGUAGCAGCCAGCAGGUAAGUAGGUGGUUAUUCGGGUAGGAAGACAGUUGUAUGUGCCCUCACACAUGGAGAGAAAAUCUCUCCCAGAAACUCAUUUCAUUUAGGGAGCCCUUCAAGGAGAGAAUCUCUGUGGACAUGCCCCCUGCUUCCCAGUCUUACGAAACCCAGCUUCUAAGGUCAUUUAUCUGUAAAUCACCAGGCACAGAAAGUUCCCAGCACAAACGGGCCAUGUAUCUGCAGAAGAGACAGCUUGGGGUAUAGAACCUCCUCCUUAAUAUGUAGUAAAUCCUUAAGCAGUUCCAGGUUAUCAUGAGGUGAUAUGAGGCAGGCGUAAGGGUACCCAGCCACUUUAUAUAAUUUCCAAAGCAGAUAGUAUUGCUAGGAGUGCUCAGGGCAGCAGCAGAACCAAAUAAAUUAGGUGGGGUUAUCCUCCACCAUAGGGCCAUUCAUUGCUGACAGCCCUUGGUCAUACAAUCGCUUGUGGGUUGCUUUGGGUGUGCAUGUGGGAUAUGACAGAUGGGCCCACAUUGUCAGUGUUAGGGUUGGUCCCAUCCCCAGCUUUUUGGCAUCCUCCCCACGAUGCUUUUUGAGCCUGGUGCUCUUUGUGUGCAAUGCACGACUUCCUGAAAUGGCCCUUUGUGGGAAGAGGCAAGCGAUAUGGAAGUGAUGAGCAUGGGUUCUAGAACCAGUAGGCUGGGUUCAGAUCUCACCUCCUCCGUGGUGCAAGCAUAUCCUUGAGCAGAUCUCUAAGCCGGAGAUAAUAGAAUUUUAUGAGGGCUGAAUGAGUUAUAAAGCAUAUAAUAAAGCACUUUAUUUGAAAUGAAAGAGUAUGUUCAUUUAGCAAGUGCUCGAUAAAUGUUAGCUGUCAUUAUUAUUAUUUGCAAAAAGCAACUAAAAUAAAAUUAUAGCCAAGAAUUGAAAGCCGGCCAUCCAGUAAUGUCCAUUCACUACCUUUGCUCAGAGUUUAGAGUUCAGGUGUGGGCCUGCCGUGAUACAACCUGCACAGCAAAAUUUACAUUUACUGGAGAGGUUAGUACCUCCACAUACAGGAUUUUAGCUAACACAAUGAAGCUUCCUUCCAUUUGCGGCGGGGCGUGGGGGGGGGGGGGCGGGUUACAGUGGUUAAAAAGAAAGCACUUUAACGCACUCAUUAUUUCAUUUAGUUCUUGUAACAACCAGGUGGGGUAAAUAAAUCAGGAUCUGCAUGCCUCUGUUACAGCUAAUAUUCAGAGUCUUACAGUUACUACAGGCAGAGCUAAAAAACAGGACCAAUGUCUUCUUACUCUCCAUAUAAAAAACAAAAAACCUUCCCACCUAUUGGCUCCCUAAAUUCACCCUUCCACAUGUCCAGCUGCGCUGAGCAGGAAUCUGGUAGCCUCAGCUCUCGAUUCCUUCAGUUCAGAGAUGGUUAUAAAAUUAACAAAAACAGGAACACGGGAACUGGGAAACGCUUCUGGUUGCGAAAGAAAAAGAAACUCAUCAGGAUGUUCACCACAAAAUAUAAUCUUUCAUUAAGGAGUGUGGGGGGCAUGGUAGAAUUCUGCUUCGAUGCACCCAGAGAAACCCCCUUUCGGCACGGUGCUUUUAUUGCGGCUGGCCUCUUACGGGCCGGUUUGGCUACUGUGCCCCUGUUAGCUGACUGCGGGAAUGAAAGCAAGGGUAGAACAUUUCGCUUGUGUAUCUGACCAGUAUCUGUUCCCUGGAGCUGUUUGAUUUGUCUAAGUUUUUCUGAAUCACCGCCACCACCCCUGAGAAAUAAUAAAGCCGUACUUCUGAACCACUGCCUUGCAGGAACAUGCACAGCGAAGCCUGUUCUCCUUCACUUCCUGGAAGAGUAUAUCGACCCAUGCCCUCACGGGCACGGAGAAGUAGCACACAGAUGAUUUCAUGAUGAGAGCCAGAUGUAAAAGCCCUCACUGGGAGCCAGCGGGAGGCUCUGGGAUCCUACGAAAGCUGUGAGGGUGUACUCAGGGGACAGAGUAUGCCUGCUUCCCGGUGUAGACCCUUUAGUUUAGCAGAGAUGAUCUCCAGUGAAAGGACGCCUCUGGGAAGCUUCGAGCCAAGAACAGAGUUAAUUUUAUCAAAUAUACAAAGCAGAAAGAAAUUUAUCUUAAUUUGUUAUAAAGUCAGAAUAGUAGCCACAGUUUGACCUUUUAAGAAAGCAAUCGUGAAUGGAAGUUAUAGAUUGAGGCAGAUGUCAGGUCACAAACAGGGUGCCAGGAGAAGUGUGUUUAUGCCAGAUUUCUAAACUGGAUUAAAAAAAAAAAAACUUAUUUCGGCCAGGUCAGUUUACAAACAACCCUACACACACACACACACACACACACACCUUUUACCUUUAGGAGAAAGGGAAACUUGAGUUAGUAUUUAUCAAAAGAGAUAUUUUACCCUUUUCAACCAUUAACUUUUUUUUUUAAACAGCCUCGAUGUGUUUUCAUAAAUUGUAGAUUGUGGCUUUUUGUGCUGUUUGAAAUUGAAGAGAACGGUGUCUGUCUUUGUAUUCCUGGAGCAAAGUAGAAAGGGAACCCAUGACCAGAAAGAUAACAUCGAGUAGGAGAUUGUAAACAUACCUGAGGGAGAUAAUGUGGGCAGGCGGACAAACAGACCGUUCCCAUUCCCGGGGAGGAAAGGGGUUAAGGAGAGCUCCACAAUGAAGCAGAUUUUUUAAAACCCACUCCUUCCAAGUCCUUCAGCUCAAGCCGCAGUCAAAUAUUUGCAUAAAGAGCUAGUGAAGGAGUCCAGCUUCCUGGUUCGUGACAUUACAGCAUGGAUCGUUUUCAAAAUUAACACCACCUCCUGUUUCAGCGGUGGCUGAGUGUGCAGUCUCUGGGUGACAUGGUGCAUGGGACCGUCCGGAGGCAACGGCGUCCGUCUUUCAGACCAAGUCCUACCGUCUUCUGCAGGGCUGUGUUUUGAGCCUGAACCGGUUUCUUCCACACCCAGUUAUUUUCAACCCCGAGAAUUUUCCAGUUGUGUUUCUUGUGAGGAAAACACAAGCUGCCUCAACCAGAUCUUUGAUUCCUACCUUCAGACAGAGACACACCUGGACCCUUCGCUCACUUCCGCGCAAAGUGCUCCACACUAUUUCCCUGACAGCUUCCAAGCCGCCCCUUUCUGCGUUAGCCAGAGCCUGACCCCAGGAUCGCCUUCUGAUUCCUCCACUCUCUCCGGUUCCUUAGACUACAGUUACUCGCCGGCUCAGCUACCGUCGUAUGCUCCAGAGAAUUACAGUUCUCCCCCUUCUCUGGACACCAGGAACUGUGGCUUCCCCUCCGAAGACUACUCCUAUGCCCACCUGCCCCCGGACGCCCAGUACGACUGCUUCUCCUCAGCCGGCACCUCCGUCUGCUACUGUGCGUCGUGUGAGGCAGAACACUUGGACCCCAUCAGGGCAUCGGAGUACUUUUCCUACCCCAGCUCAGACUACGUGAACUUUGCCCCCUCUGCAGCGGCCACCAGUGAUUUCUAUAAGAGGGGGACAAACUGUGACAUCUGCUAUAGUUAAUGGCAGUUACGGUAAUUCAGAACAUGGCAUAUACCUAUAUCUGUUUCUCGGCCGCCCCAAAUGACAACUCGAAAUAUCCAACCCAUUGACAAAACGCCACAAGCCCAGUUUGCAUGUCACCAUUUUCGAUUUUCCGAUGCUCACGAGGCAUUAAUAUGAAGUCCUCGGACCUGAUCACUGUGUCACUCCUGUGUGCUUACGGUUAACAUUUUUGUAGGGAAUGUUCAGCUGUGUUACUUUUCUAUGUAACGAACAAAUUCUAAUUUUUUUUUACUAAUAAAUUUUGUAUUAUUAAAA